Molecule: messenger RNA, 762 nt
Organism: Neoarius graeffei (lesser salmon catfish)
Lineage: Eukaryota; Metazoa; Chordata; Actinopteri; Siluriformes; Ariidae
Product: E3 ubiquitin/ISG15 ligase TRIM25-like
Exons: 3
Coding region: 49-762 (237 amino acids)
Molecular function (GO): zinc ion binding
Source: RefSeq, a predicted model, not a curated record
UGGAACCCGAUUCAACUAACCAAAGCGAUAAACAAACUGUACAGGAAAAUGGCAGAGGUUGGUGUUUCAGUGGAUCAGUUCAGCUGUCCAGUGUGUCUGGAUCUCCUGAAGGAUCCUGUGACUAUUCCCUGUGGACACAGUUUCUGUAAGGUGUGUAUUAAUGGCUGCUGGAAUCAGGAGGAUGUGAAGGGCGUCUACAGCUGCCUCAAGUGCAGAGUGACUUUCACCCCAAGGCCUGUUCUGUGCAGGAACAACAUGCUGGCUGAAGUGGUGGAGAAACUGAAGAAGACUGAACUCCAAGCUGCUUCUCCUGCUCACUGUUACGCUGGACCUGGAGAUGUGGAGUGUGAUUCCUGCACUGGGAGAAAAUACAAAGCCGUCAAGUCCUGUCUGGUGUGUCAGGCCUCCUAUUGUGAAGCUCAUCUUAAACCUCACUAUCAGUCUCCUGCCUUUAAGAAGCACAAGUUAGUUGAAGCCUGUGCAGAGCUCCAAGAGAAGAUUUGCUCUGAACACGACAAACUGAUCGAGAUCUUCUGUCGUACUGACCAAAGCUUCAUCUGUUAUUUGUGUACAAUGGAUCAGCACAGAGGCCAUGAUACCAUUGCAGCUAAAGCAGAAAGAAAUGAAAAACAGAAUGAGCUAAAGGAGCAGCAGAUGAAAUCCCAGCAGAGGAUCCAGGAGAAGCAGAAGGAGGUGCAGGAGCUGAAACAGACUGUGGACACUAUUAAGGUGAGGAGUGAAGAGUCGCUGUGUUUCAAUUAA